AUGGGUGUCGACGAAGGUAGAGAGAACCACCGUCCGGCGGCGGUGGCGACGCAUAUCUUCACGUACGGCACCCUGAAGACGGGAUUCUCCAAUCACGGCUUGAUUCAAGAUCUGAUGCGCUCAGGGGACGUCGCCUUCCGAUGCAAUUGCCGCACCGUCGAACCCCAUCCUCUCGUCUGCGGGCCCUACCGCGUCCCAUUCCUCCUUAACCUCCCCGGCGCCGCGGGCGCCGACCGAGUCUCCGGCGAGCUGUACGCCGUCUCCGCCCGAGGACUCGCCCGCCUGGACGAGCUCGAGGGCACGGAGCGCGGCCACUACGAGCGGCUGCCAAUCAAGGUGGAGCCCACGGCGGAGGACGGAGGAGGAGAGGAAAUAAUCGCCUGCGGCGGCGGCGUGGAGGCGUAUUUCGCGGAGAAAAGCUACGCGAUAGAGAUGUGGGAGAGGUGCGGGAAGAGAGGGUAUUGGGUGUACGGCGAGAAAGAGGCGAGAGGUUAUGUGAAGAGGAAAGAUCGGCCUCAGGAUCUGAGCUUUUUGGAGCAGAUUGAGCAGUUCGUGUCUUCUUCCAGCUCUUCCGAUGACGACGAGUUCUGA
Linum tenue is the source of this 591-nucleotide messenger RNA. The record is from the annotation of a GenBank genome assembly. Lineage: Eukaryota; Viridiplantae; Streptophyta; Magnoliopsida; Malpighiales; Linaceae.